Paramecium pentaurelia is the source of this 2288-nucleotide messenger RNA. The record is from the annotation of a GenBank genome assembly. NCBI's taxonomy places the organism in Eukaryota, Ciliophora, Oligohymenophorea, Peniculida, Parameciidae.
AUGCAGUUAUUGAAUUUUGAUCAACUUGUUUAUCCAAUUAUGAUGUAAAUUAGAGCACUUAGAGAUGUUAAAAAAUAAGAUUCAAUGAUAUAGUCAAUCCUUGUAAGAAUUCAAUUAAAAUAGGAAUGCCAAAAUAAAGUAGAAUGCUUAGUUUUGUGCUUAAUGAAAUUUGCAUUAGAUUAUGUUAUAGAUGGUCCAAAUAAAGUUUAAAUUUAGUAUCAUUAUGAAAGAAAUACAAUUAAAGAGGAACUCAUUUGUAAAUUAUAUCGUUUGCAAGAAUUUCUUAGUAAAUAAGAAUUUGCUAAGCUUAAAAGAUAAAUUAAUGAUGAAAUUUAAAAUCCAGAAGGAUUUAGUGAGACUUCUAGUGAUAAUGAAUAAGAAAGUUUUUAAAUUAAAUUGGUAUAAUAUCUAUUAAUAAGACAGGUCAUCUUAAAGAAUUUAGCCCUGAAAUUCAAAAAUUGAAUGCUAUUAUCCAUGAUUUGAAAUCACAAUUAUCAUCAUUUGAAGCCAAAGAAACUAGAAGAAGAAAUUCUAUUGAUUAAUUAACUACAGCACAUUUUAAAGAAGUUUAAGCGUUGAAAUAAUAAAUUAGAAUUUAAAGUUAAGAGGAAGAACUUAACGAAUAUAUAGAAGUUGUUUAUUUUGAUAGAACUUCUACUUUAGAACCAGAGAUAUGUGAAAUGAUGAAUGAAAAAAUUAGGAAUAUUAAAUAAUAAUAUGAAAAAUAUGUAUAAUAAUUCAUGUAGAGAAAGAAAUCAUAAUAAAUUGAAUAACCUAUUUAAGUAAAACAAAAGGAUGAUGUUAAUAAAUCUGUUGAAAAUUUAACUGAAAAAGAAUUAAUUAAAUUACUUUUAAAUAAAUAAUCUAAUCCCUAUAUAAUUUGGAAGUUAAUUGAAGAAUAAAGAUCCUGUCGAUUUCUACUUUGUGUUUUGACCAAUCAAGAAAAACAAUAUGGAAUUUCUUAUAAGGAAAUAAAUGAAAUAUUAAGAUGUAAUAAAUAGGAUCUAAGAAAACUACAAGAAAUAAAAAAUUAAAUGUAGGAAUCAUAAACUUUAUUAAGUGCUUAAUUUUCAAUUUAAAUAUAAUAGUAUAAAAGAUAAUUAAUGAAUCUUAAUUCAUAAAUCUAAGAAUAAUCUGCCUAUUAUUCAUAAUAGUUAAGAAUUUUAACAGAUAAAAAUUCAAAUUAAAAUACAAUUUAAUUUCAAACAUAAAUAGAGAUUUUAAAUAAAAAAAUAUUAUUAUUACUAAAUGAAAAUAUUAAUAAUAAAUUAGAAAUAGAUAAAUUAUUGAUUACAAAUAAAUCACAAUAGUAAUAAAUAUAAUUUAUAUAUGAUAAUACUAAGUUAUUAUUUUAGAUUAUUGAUUCAAAAGCAUAAUUAUAUUCUUAAUUAGAUAAAUUUGAUUGGUCCAAAGAUUAAUCUAAAAUACUUUCAACAAUUUAAUAAUCUAUUACAAAUAUAGAUCCAUUUCUAUGUGUUCUAUUUUAAACAUAAUUAUCACUUCUACUUUUUCAACAUUAAGCUUAGAAAAUUACAUUAAAUGUAGAUAUUACUCCAUAUUCAAAAUUUACUCAAACAGAUGAAUAAGAUUAAAUAUCUUAUAUAAUAUCAAAUUAAACAAUUUCAAAUAAAGAUAAUUUAAUUAAUAAAGUUAAUUAAUAUACUUAAACAAAUUAAUUCAUCUAAUAUUCAACCAGAAAAAUAAAUAAAACUGAAAAUCUUUUAGAUUCUAAUAAUAUAUAGAUUAAUUAAAUGAAAUUUAAAUAGAAAUUUGAAAAUGAUGUUUUUGAUAGAUUAUUUGAAAAUCCUUAAAAAAUGAAUCAAAAAAUGCAAUAAUUAAGACCAUUCAUAGAAAAAAUGAAUGAAAAAGAAUUUUCUGACAUUUUGUAGAUCUUUAAUUCUUUAUAAUAUGAUCAUUCAAAUGAAAAAUUCUAAUUAGAUUUAUCAUCACCUAAUAAUCAAAUUAUAGAAUUACCACAAUAGAAACCUCCAUAAUUUGAAAUGACUUAAAGAUCAUUAAAAUUUAUGAAUACUCUAAAAUAGAAUAAAUUUAAUAUUCAAAAGAAACCUAGCAGAUCUGUUGAUUAAAAUUUAGUGUAUUAAUAAGCUAAUUAGUAUAUAUUUAAUUUAUAUUUUAGACUUUUUACAGAUUUAGAUAAAUAAAGAGCAUAAGCCUAAUUCUAAUUUUAAUAAAGCCGUACAGGAUCAUUGAAUAGAAGAAUUUCUCGAUUAAUCCCUACUUCUUUAGAUGAAAAAUUAAAGUAAAAAAGAUUGUUAUCCAUAAACUGA